CCUUGCGGUCGUCCAGGAUUGAUUUCCAAAAUUAAUUCCAGUUUAUCUGCGAAAUGAUUCUUAAUUACCUAUAUUUAUUGGUACUAAAAGUAGGAUUGAUCUGUAUUUGUGUCCGAGGAUGGACUAUAAGUAGAAAAAAGACAAUGAUUUGGGGCCCUGGUCUAGAAAAUGAUGCUGUUUUACCGGCGAGAUAUUUCUUCAUUCAAGCAGUUGAUACACAAGGAAGAAAUUUAGAUGGUGUUUACCAUGAAGGAUGUUAUUGUCCACAAGAAGAGCCUGUCCACUGGGAAACUGCACUAAACUGUCCUAUGAACUAUACACAAAUAAACAGAGAUCUGUACAAUUUUCCCAAGAUUAAUCUGAAGAGACUCGCUAAGGAGGGUGUGGACAGAUUUGGCAUCCACAAUGCUCUUUGCCACUACUCUGUUGUUAAUAAUAAGAUUUAUAGAAAAACCCAUGGGGAACAUGUUGGAUUUUCAAUGUUCAUGGACAAUAUAUUAUUAUCUAUGGUUAUCAUGGGAAGAAAGAAACCUGAACUCUAUGAUGUUGCUCUGACAAAUUUCUUCUUUUUUCCUUAUGAUGAGAAAAAGUAUGGUCCGAAAAUGAAACAUAUAUCUUUCUUUGACUUUUUCAAGUGGAAAUACCAGAUCAAUAUAGAUGGUACUGUAGCAGCUUAUCGAUUCCCUUACCUCAUCGCUGGUGAUGCUGUAGUCUUCAAACAAGACAGCAAUUACUAUGAGCACUUCUACAAAGAACUCAAACCUUGGGUGCAUUAUAUUCCAUUCAAGAGAGAUCUCAGCGACAUAGAAGACAAACUAAACUGGGCAAUACAUAACGAUCAAAAGGCCCAGAAGAUCGCGCAGCAAGCGCAGCAAUUCGCGCGCGAAAAUCUUCAAGCUCGUGACGUCUUCUGUUAUCAUUGGGUGCUAUUUAAGGAGUACGCCAGACGACAAUCAACRAAACCAAAAAUCCAUAAAGGAAUGGAGCAUAUAAAACAACCAGAUGACCACGAAAGCCAGUGUGACUGCCUACGAAGACCAAAC
Messenger RNA from Exaiptasia diaphana, 1043 nucleotides. Its product is annotated as protein O-glucosyltransferase 2. The transcript is spliced from 7 exons. Gene Ontology annotation, molecular function: glucosyltransferase activity. The annotation marks the transcript as partial. NCBI's taxonomy places the organism in Eukaryota, Metazoa, Cnidaria, Anthozoa, Actiniaria, Aiptasiidae. Gene Ontology annotation, cellular component: endomembrane system. The record is from RefSeq and is a predicted model, not a curated record.